This is a messenger RNA of Cantharellus anzutake, 1006 nucleotides long. RefSeq names its product TIP-1 family-domain-containing protein. The record is from RefSeq and is a predicted model, not a curated record. Gene Ontology annotation, biological process: retrograde vesicle-mediated transport, Golgi to endoplasmic reticulum; endoplasmic reticulum to Golgi vesicle-mediated transport; regulation of ER to Golgi vesicle-mediated transport. Lineage: Eukaryota; Fungi; Basidiomycota; Agaricomycetes; Cantharellales; Hydnaceae. The transcript has 6 exons. Gene Ontology annotation, cellular component: Dsl1/NZR complex. The coding region runs from base 213 to 728 and encodes 171 amino acids.
UCGGGAUCAAGGAUUUACAUCCUUGACGGGUACAUCAGGAGCGGGUUUGAAUAAGUCAUCUCCACGGAAUGAUGAUAUGGAGCAAGAUCGAGAUGAGUGGGAAGGACUCAGCGAAGUAAUCUGGGUAACAAAGACUGGUUCGAUGCUUGGCUAGCGGGCGAGCAGAAGUUCGCAGAGGAUAUCUACAACGAAAUUAUCAGUGCACCUGAGGCAUGGCAGCUGGUCGAUUCCGACAAAAUUCUGAGGGAACGGGUGAUGAAGACCUGAAACCAACAACGUCGGCACGACGUAUCAAAGGCUUGAUUGAGCGAGUGACAGAACAAUAUCAGCCUCUUCCGCGUUUCGCCCACAAGGCGCACUUCCUUAUUACGAUACAAAUAUCAAUUUUAGAGUCUUACCUCUCAAGAAUAUCAUCCUCGCUCGAUGCUUACGAGACUCUAUCAUCCUCCUUUAUGAAGGCUGUCCCUGGAGCCCUCGCGGGGCAGUUCGGCACUGUGGCCUAUGCGAGUGCUAAGUGGAUUAAAGACGCAAUGGAGAAUUGGGGAGAAGAACUCUUUUUCCUUGAGUUGUGGGCGGAAAUCAACAAGCGAUCAGCCCUUCGAGCUCGUGCGGUAGCUCACCCUUCGCUCCCCUCAAACAAUAUAGGUUUAGCGGCAACACGGAAGGAACCUUGUUUGAUGAGCUCAUUGCCCAUUACGAUAGAGUUCUUGUGCGUGCGUUCGAGAUGAUGAUCAAGCAAGUAUGCUAUGAAGUUGAGUCGGACCUAAAGCAUUACAUCAAUGUUCCUUGGGAGGACUCUGUCGAGCCUGAUGCAGAAUCAACGCAAGCAGUACCAUCCGAGCUCAUCAAGCCCCUUUCAACAUUCUCUUCGUCUCUCCGCUUCUUCGCUACUGCUUCAAUUCCUCCUUCCUUUGUCACAACGGCGCAUAAACGAAUCGUGGCAACUAUAACUCAUCACUUAACUCAGAGAGUUGUCCGCCACCGGUCGAAAGGCCGGUUCACCUCU